CACGUACAACGAAGGAAAAGCUGCCAAUCCAGAGCGCUAGACUUCCUCGUGACAACUUUACGAUCAGUCUUGCGGCCAAUAGGCCAAGAAAAAAGCGCGGAUAACUUGACCCGCUCGUCCCAUGCUUGACUGCCGAAGCUCAUCAUUGAGUUGUACCCUGCCUGUGUCGUAAACAUGGCAAACUCCAGGUUCGAGUACGUCAAGAACUUUGAGCAGCCAGACACCCUGCUGCCAAACACCUGGAUCGUCGUGCGGAUAGACGGCAGGGGUUUCACCAAGCUGUGCGCCCGAUAUGGCUUCGAGAAGCCCAAUGACCGCAGAGCUCUCGACCUGAUGAACGCCGCCGCAAAGGCUGUCAUGGGCGAUGUCACCGACAUCACGAUCGCGUAUGGCGUCAGUGAUGAGUUUAGCUUUGUGUUUCAUAAGUCAUGCACCAUGUUCGAGAGAAGAGCAAGCAAGCUGGUGUCGACGAUAGUGUCGACCUUCACAGCAUACUAUGUCUAUCUCUGGUCUACAUAUUUUCCGGACACCCCCUUGGCUCCGCCACUCCCGAGCUUUGAUGGACGGGCAGUGUGCUACCCGAGCGUGCAGAACCUGCGUGAUUACAUGAGCUGGAGACAAGCAGACUGCCACAUAAACAACCUGUAUAACACGACCUUCUGGGCCUUGAUCCAGCUGGGUGGGAUGGAGGCCAAAGAGGCCGAGAAGUUCCUCGCGGGCACGUUGGCCAAGGACAAGAACGAGAUCCUCUUUUCCCGCUUCAAGAUCAACUACAACAACGAGCCCGAGUCGCUAAAGAAGGGCAGUGUUCUCUUUCGUGAUUAUGAACUGGUAGAGCCGGGAUCGCAACCAGUAGAUCAUGCCGAUGGAGGGUUUGGGGAACCAGCGCAGCAGUCCAAGACACAGAUCGAGAACGACAAGAAACGGCGGGCGAAGGCAAAAGUGGUCGUGGAGCAUCUUGAUAUCAUCAAGGAUGAUUUCUGGGAGCGAAGACCGUGGCUGCUGUCCAAUAAGCCGGGCAAGAUACCCAAGCAAACGUAGGAUGGACUAUACAGGCGUGACUGAGAUAUCGUAAGGUUGCGCUGAAGCAAGAACGUGCCGAGGCUUUUGGAUAUUUGGUCGUAAUGCGAAGUCAACGUCAUACGCCGUCGUUUCAAGCCAUUGUA
Molecule: messenger RNA, 1166 nt
Organism: Microdochium trichocladiopsis
Lineage: Eukaryota; Fungi; Ascomycota; Sordariomycetes; Xylariales; Microdochiaceae
Product: tRNAHis guanylyltransferase
Exons: 7
Coding region: 175-1041 (288 amino acids)
Biological process (GO): tRNA modification
Molecular function (GO): tRNA guanylyltransferase activity; magnesium ion binding
Source: RefSeq, a predicted model, not a curated record